GUGGUGCUGCUGAGCUGAGAGGGUGAGAAGAUAGAAAGCUGGAUGUCAGUGACGACUUUCAGUACUGAGGUGCACAUCCCUCUGUGCUCCUGGUCGAGUCAUCAGGGAACUCUCUUCAAGAAGUUCAACAGCUGGAUCUGAUCAACAUGAACAUCCUGCAAGUCCUGGGACUCCUGCAGCUUCUGGCUGUACCUGCUCUUACACUGACACGACCAACCCAUGACUACUGGGGAGAGUUCGGACCCUAUGGACCCUGCAGCCGAACCUGUGGCACAGGAGUGGCAAUGAGAGCCAGGAAAUGUAUUACCUCAAGGACAGAUGGAGGACAUAACUGCAUAGGAUCCUCUAAGUCCUUCCGAACCUGUAAUACACAUGAAUGCCCAGUUGGAUCAAGGGAUUUUCGAGAGGAGCAGUGCUCCCAGUUUGACAGAGUGGACUUUCAAUCAAAACGCCACUCAUGGGUGCCUUACUAUGGAGCAACCAAUCCAUGCGAACUGAACUGCGUUCCAAGAGGGGAAAAUUUCUUCUACCGACACAGACCUGCAGUGGUAGAUGGGACACCAUGCUACGUGGGCCGCACCGAUAUCUGCGUGGAUGGCGUCUGCAGGAUACUGACCCAUGGAGAGUUUAUGGGUUUGGAUGACGACACGAACUCUGUUCACUCCGUCGCUCCUGUUGUUGUCGCCCCUCAUCCAAGAGAGACGCUCACAUACAUCUACAAAACUGGUGUCUAUGGAGAGUGCUCUGCCACCUGCAAUAGGGGCAUGCAGUAUCGUAGCGUGGAGUGCUGGGUUCAGGACCACUCCAACCCCCGUGUGGUGGAAGAGACUCAUUGCAUUACCCAGCGUCUGCAGAGACCUGCAAGUCAGCAGGCCUGCAACAUGCAUCCAUGUGCUGCAGAGUACAGCGUGUCCAGCUUCAGUGUGUGUUCAGUGACCUGUGGUGAGGGACAGCAGACGAGGGAGGUUCACUGUGUGGGACAAGGAGGUGAACGCCUGGCUGAUCAUGCCUGUAGUGGACUGACAAGACCUCAUGCUGUCCAGGCGUGUCGUCGACCUGCCUGCCACACACACAUAACCUGGCAUGUGACAGAGUACGGACUGUGCACUAGAAGCUGUGGUGGUGGUGUGAGAGAGAGGAGGGUCAGCUGCUUCGAUACAGAUUUGAACCCUUACCCAGACUCUCGCUGUGGAACAGCUAGCAGACCCAUUUCUGUGGAGACGUGCAACUCACAGCCCUGCCCCGGAGCACAGAUGGUCCCAAGUGUGCAGGACCCAAGGGCAGUUGAAAGCACCGUGAGAGGAUUUGUGCCCCAUGUUCCAGAGACUUCAGCUCAAAGACCAGACCCAAACAUGGUGUACGAGCCCUACCCUGGUGUGGUGGGUGCUCACUGUGAGCAGUCAUUGUACGGCUGCUGCCCUGAUGGUUACACCUCUGCAACUGGACCUAGACACCAGGGCUGCUCACAAGAUGACUGUGUUCGCACCAGGUUUGGUUGUUGUUUGGAUGGAGUGACACCAGCUCGUGGAUUUGGAAGGACUGGAUGUCCUGAAUACCAGACGACUGUGGUAUCAUCUCCUCCUGUUGCUCCACCUUCUGGUAACGUCUGCUCUCUGCCUCGUGAUGAGGGCCCCUGUGAUACCUGGAAGGUCCGGGUCUACUAUGACUCUGUUGCUGCCAAAUGCACCGAGUUCUGGUACGGAGGCUGCCACGGCAACGGCAAUAACUUUGUGUCCCUGGAGGCAUGCCGAAGACAGUGUGCAGGAGGGAUGAGGGAACCUGCAGUCUCACCACACAGAGACACCCCAAGACGAGGAGCACUCAGAAGCAUUCUGAGAGCAUUCUGAGAGCGAGGGCAUAACCAUGUUCAGCAACAAUACCUCCAAUAAAUGGGAUAGCUAAUGUGCCCCCUCUAUGACUAUCUAUCUAUCUAUCUAUCUAUCUAUCUAUCUAUCUAUAUAUAUAUAUAUAUAUAUAUAUAUAUAUAUAUAUAUAUAUAUAUAUAUAUAUAUAUAUAUAUAUAUUUAGAUAUAUGAAGACACAGACAAUCACGCAUUGUAACACUAACCAUUUAAACAUCUGAAACAGUUACAAAGAUAACCAUUAUACCUGACAUAAUCACAGCUAUUGGCUCUAAUUACACUAUCUUUUUUAUCUUUGGAAUAUUCUUUGUAGAGAUCAUGAUAUUCAUAUGUGUAUUUUGCCUUAUGGUCAAUGACUAAAAUAAAACAAUGUCAUCGUGAUUACCCAACUUAAGUCAUACAUCCAAUAAAUACAUUUUCAGCUUUCUGGUAACUUUGAAA
This is a messenger RNA of Amphiprion ocellaris (clown anemonefish), 2303 nucleotides long. RefSeq names its product papilin b, proteoglycan-like sulfated glycoprotein (gene paplnb). NCBI's taxonomy places the organism in Eukaryota, Metazoa, Chordata, Actinopteri, Pomacentridae. Bases 147 to 1847 code for a protein of 566 amino acids. Gene Ontology annotation, biological process: extracellular matrix organization. The record is from RefSeq and is a predicted model, not a curated record. Gene Ontology annotation, molecular function: serine-type endopeptidase inhibitor activity; metalloendopeptidase activity. The transcript is spliced from 13 exons. Gene Ontology annotation, cellular component: extracellular matrix.